AUCGGCCCGGUCUCAAGCAUGACAACUCCCAAGGCCUCCAUCGACAUCGCUCUAGACGUCCCAGGGGAGGUCUGCUCGACAACUUCGCAGCCCCUGGACGUUCAGCAGAUAGUCCAACCUGUAUUGGAUGACGCUGCAGGCGCUACCACCGUCUUCAUUGGUAAGGUCGACUCGCUCUUAGCUUCUGAUCUCCUUAUACUGCCUAGGUACUACGCGAAAUUCAUUCAAAGGCUGGUAGCAAUCCAUCGGGGGGCACUACAGAAAAAUGCAUAUGUGUGCUGGGGAGAACCGUUACGCACCUUGAAUACCAAGCUUAUUUUGAAAUUGGCUAUCAAGACUAUGGC
This is a messenger RNA of Desarmillaria tabescens, 344 nucleotides long. RefSeq lists its product as uncharacterized. The record is from RefSeq and is a predicted model, not a curated record. The transcript has a single exon. The annotation marks the transcript as partial. NCBI's taxonomy places the organism in Eukaryota, Fungi, Basidiomycota, Agaricomycetes, Agaricales, Physalacriaceae.